AUGGCAAGCACUUAUGAGCAGUCCAUAGGAAGGCAGCAAAUAACUAAAGAUCUACGUCAAUUAGCUAGCUUGGGGGUUCGCCUUCUUGAAUCUCCAGAUGAAGGAGUUAUUGUGCAAAAUGCUGCAGAAUCCUCAUUUGUAGCGGAGGUGAAAGAGAAGCAGUACACGGAUCCUAUCCUAUUACAGCUUAAGGAGAAUGUACAACAAGUUAAAGUAGAGCACCAGAAGCCUGGAGGUUAUAUGCAGCGUAUAGAACUUCCAAUUUGGAAGUGGGAUAUGAUUAAUAUGGAUUUUGUCACUGAUUUGCCUUGCUCAUUUCGGAAGUUUGAUUCCAUAUGGGUGAUUGUUGAUAGACUCACCAAAGCAGCAUACUUCUUACCGGUCAAGACUACUUAUACAGUUGAAGAGUAUGCAAAAUUGUAUAUUAAAGAGUUUGGGAACGCAAGUGAAUUUAAGCACAGCCUUUCACCGUCAAAUGAAUGCUACCAUUCAAGUAUCAGAAUGGUACCUUAUGAAGCGUUAUAUGGGAGAAAGUGCAGGUCACCAAUCGGAUGGUUUGAAGUGGGCGAAACUGUCUUAUUUGGUCUAGAUCUUGUUCAUCAAGCUAUGGAAAAAGUUAAGGUGAUACAACAAGGAUUAGCAACAACUCAAAGCCGACAUAAAUCAUAUGCAGAUAAUAGAAGGAGAGGACUGGAAUUUUUCAUAGGAGAUUGGGUAUUUUUGAAGGAGUUAGAGCUAUCUAAAGAGCUCUCAACAGUCCAUCCAGUAUUUCAUGUCUCAAUGCUUCGAAAAUGCAUAGGCGACCCAUCUCGUAUCACUCCUACGAAAGAUGUACACGUUACAGAAGAUCUCACUUACGAAGAUGUACCCAUGGCAAUUUUGGAUCGACAAGUUAAGAAACUAAGAAAUAAAGAAGUAGCUUAUGUAAAAGUACUAUGGAGAAACCAACAAGUUGAAGACGUUACAUGGGAGGCGGAAGAAGCAAUGAAGUCCAAAUAUCCUCAUUUAUUUCAAUUCGAGGAGAAGGGUCAAAGUGCUGAGUUGAGACAGUAA
This is a messenger RNA of Solanum stenotomum, 1053 nucleotides long. RefSeq lists its product as uncharacterized. Bases 1 to 1053 code for a protein of 350 amino acids. The transcript has 4 exons. The record is from RefSeq and is a predicted model, not a curated record. Gene Ontology annotation, molecular function: nucleic acid binding. NCBI's taxonomy places the organism in Eukaryota, Viridiplantae, Streptophyta, Magnoliopsida, Solanales, Solanaceae.